UUUAUUUCUCUUUCCUUCACCUUCUUGAAAGGAAUACAAUUGGAAAGGGAAAGGAGAACCAAACCAAACCAAACCAAACCAAUUUACUACAACAAAUUAAUCCUCCACACAUCUCCCUCCUCUUCCUCCUCUUCCUCCUCCUCUUCUCUUGUCAAUUUGUUAUAAAGUGGUGGUGGUGGUGGAGGUGUUGGGGGAGGAUUUAAGGAUGGGAAAUGAUGAUGCAGAGGCACAGUUCCAUGUUCUUGCUGUGGAUGAUAGUUUUGUUGAUAGGAAACUCAUUGAGAGGCUCCUCAAGAACUCAUCCUAUCAAGUGACCACAGUGGAUUCUGGAAGCAAGGCUUUGGAGUUGCUGGGAUUGAAGGAUGAUGAACAAAAAGACCCACCCUCUACUUCUUCCCCUGAUCAACAGGAGAUUGAGGUGAAUUUGAUCAUUACAGAUUAUUGUAUGCCUGGAAUGACUGGGUAUGAUUUGUUGAAGAAGAUUAAGGGCUCAUCUGUUCUCAAGGACAUUCCAGUUGUGAUCAUGUCUUCAGAGAAUGUACCUUCCAGGAUCAACAGGUGCUUGGAAGGAGGAGCAGAGGAGUUCUUUCUCAAACCAGUGAAGCUCUCAGAUAUGAAUAAGCUUAGGCCCCAUUUAUUGAAAGGGAAAUGUAAAGAUCAUCAUCAGCAGCAGCAGAAGCAGAAGCAGCAGCAGCAGAAGCAGAAGCAGCAGCAGCAGCAGCAGCUGCAGCAGGAAAGAAAUAGUACUGUUAACAGUAGUAGUAGUAACAACAGCAGUAGUAAUACUAAUAAUAAUAAAAGGAAGGCCAUGGAUGAUGGUCUUUCACCUAAGAGGACAAAACCAAGAUUCUCUACCAGUAGCUUAACAGUAGUAUGAGGGGAAAAAAAAGGGCAUAGAGAGUAUGAUCUCCCAAGUCCCAUCCCAACCUUUGAAGAUUAUCUUUCAGGAAGAGAACUCCAAAAUCAUCUAAAUUUUGUUCCAAUUGCGAAAUUCUACUAUCUAAAUAACGAUGCUGUUGCAAUCCAUCACAUGGUCUCCUGUAUUUGUCAAUAAUUGCACACAAAGUUAUAUUUUGAGUGAAAUAACCUGCUUGCUAUUUUA
Ananas comosus (pineapple) is the source of this 1102-nucleotide messenger RNA. Its product is annotated as two-component response regulator ORR9-like. Bases 206 to 877 code for a protein of 223 amino acids. Gene Ontology annotation, biological process: phosphorelay signal transduction system; cytokinin-activated signaling pathway. The record is from RefSeq and is a predicted model, not a curated record. The transcript is spliced from 5 exons. NCBI's taxonomy places the organism in Eukaryota, Viridiplantae, Streptophyta, Magnoliopsida, Poales, Bromeliaceae.